GUCUGUCCUGCCGUCCUGACUGUCUCUGAGAGAGCUGAGAGGUGAACUGACCCUGCAGCCUGAUCCUCUGCUGCCUCCUCACCUGCCUGUGGGAGUGUCUGCUGGGCCUCCUGGUCUCACGUGUCACAGCCAAUCAGACGAUGAGACCUGGUUUAUUCUAAUACCCAGCCAGCAGCUGUGUCUGUGUCAGCUGUCAUUCAGCCUCUGUUGGACGCACCAGGCCUGAUCCAGCAGCCUAUAACAGACCUGCAUGUGUCCACCUGGAGCUCACUGCGGGCUGACUGGAGGAGGACUUGAAUGCUGAUUUAUUGUGAAGAUCGACAAAAAGGACACAAGGAAAAAAAAAAAGGAGGGAGAUGAACCGUUUCCUGAGAGCUGCUGGGGAGAAUGGAGGAGGGCUGCUGAUGGACUGCAGGGAGCUGUCACCCAACCACACCUCCUCCUCCUCUUCCUCCUCCAUCUCCAUCACCUCCUCCUCCUCCUCCUCCUCCUCCUCCAGCUCAGCCGACAGACACGCGGCCCUGCCCUCGCUCCAGACCCGGGGACCUGGCAGCGGCGGGUCGGAGCCGAGGAGAUCCGGGCUGAAACGCAGCCGAGCCGGCCGGGAGGGGCGAGAGGAACCGGCGGCUGCAGCGGAGCAUCACUCUGCAGCGGCUGCUGGAGGAGAGGUGCGCGUCGCUAAGCAGCAGCCGCGCGUCGCUAAGCAGCAGCAGCAUCAGCACCAGCAGCAGCAGCAGCAGCGUCUGGAGGCUCAAGGACGCAGCAUCGGUGGAGAAGGUCUGGAGAUGAUUUCAGCCUCCAGCAGAGACGUGGAUGGUGGUGGUGGAAGCGGCUGCAGCAGCAUCAUCAUCAACAACAACACCGUUGUCUCCGAGGUGGUGGCCUCUCCUGCGUCAUGCACCAAAGGCAAGGAGGAGAGGAAGGGAAAAAACGUGAUCCGGGGCUGGAAGAGGGACCGGGACCGGGACCGGGAUGCUGCUGCCUCUUCCAACCGGACCAGGAAAGAGAAGCCACCCGGUGAUGGAGCGUCUCCUCCUCCUCCUCCUCCUCCUCUUCCUCCAUCCUCCGUCUUCCUCCCGUCGUCCGCCCUGCUGCUGCCCGAGCAUCAUCAUCAUCUGUGCCGCGACGGACACUGCCACUGCGCCGCUCCGGACUCCAGGAUCACGGGAGAUAACGGCGGCAUCAACAACGUAAACAAUAACAACAAUAACGCUGCCGGUUGUGGAGUUAAAAGCUGCAGCGGCGGCGGUGGUGCUAUUGUUGUCAGGCGGCAGCAUGACGACACGCCGGCGGCCAAGAAACACAGAGGAGCAGAGAAGGUAGACCCCAUGUUCACAGUACCAGCUCCCCCUGCUCCAGGCCACCCCGGGGCCCCCGGAUCCUCUCUGCCCUCGGCCCCUUCGUUCUCCCCUCCGGCCCUGCCCACCUCCAACCCCAAGCAGCUGGCGGUGAGGACGAGGUCUAUAGGCACCAACACCCAGGAUGGAGGCGUCUCUGGAGCACUGGAGGGGGACUCGGCCUGUCUGGGGCCCUGCCAGCCCGGGACCAGCGUCAACCUGGAGGGCAUCGUCUGGCACGAGACCGACGAGGGUGUGCUGGUGGUGAACGUGACGUGGAGGAAGAGAACCUACGUGGGAACUCUGUUAGACUGCACCAAACACGACUGGGCUCCUCCGAGGUUUUGUGAGUCUCCCUCCAGUGACCCUGAGCUGCCCGGUGGGCGUGGCCGGGGCAAACGGAUGCGCAUGGCGAUGGCGGAGCGGCCCUGCGUCGAGCCGGCCCCCGCUGCUAAAGUCAGAGGACUGUCGCAGCACCGGAGCCGUGGAGGUGGCGUCGCUGGAACCACCGCAAACAUCCACAGCAAGGGACGGCGAGGAAGCCUGAACCUCAUCAACUGCCGGACGCCUCCGUCUUUCUUCACCGUGGAGGAGGUGAAACCCGCCAACAGCACCUCCUCGCUAUCCUCCGGGAAGCGGAAGAGCAAACCGCCGGCGGACCUGGACCUCAGCAUGGUCUCCUCUGACGACAUCAAAAACGGGAACGGGAAGAGGAUCCGGGCCAAGUCCCGCAGCGCCCCAUCCACGCCGCAGGGCAAAUCCGACCCCUCGUUCAUGGACCCCGGAGGGGGUUGCGCCUCCUCGCCGCCUCCCCCACCCAUCCUCAUCGACUGCCCCCACCCCAACUGCACUAAACGCUACAAGCACAUCAACGGGCUGCGCUACCACCAGACGCAUGCGCACCUGGAGGCCGAGGAGCAGAGGAAGCCGGAGCUGGAGCCCAUGAAGGACGGCGAGAGCGAGGAGCGACUGUCAGACUGCGAGGACGCCAUCAGCAGCUUGACCUACGACCUCUCAGAGACAAACAGCACCAACAGCUCCUCUAAGAAACCGGCUCCUCUGUACAAGGUGACCACGGUGGGCUCGCCGAAGAACAGACGGCUCCUCCUCAGCACCGACCACAGCCCCUCCGCCAACCCCAAGACCAGAAGAACCUCGCUGCUGAAAGACGGGCUGAUUGACGACCUGAGCAAUCUGCCCAUCAUCUCCAACAUGACCGUGGUUCUGGAGAACUGCAUGGUGCCGGACCGGAACUCCACGGUCGAGAUGCCCAAGCUGGAAGCCGAAGGUUUGAUCGACAAAAAGGGCGGUCCGUGCGACAAAGGCAAGAAGGCCAACGGGAAGGUAGAGAAGCUGUCCAAGUCGCGGACCAACCGGCCGAUCGCUCCGGCUCCCGCUCCCCCAAAACUGAUCGCCAUACCCAACACGGCGUAUCCGAGCGGCACAGCAGAUACCGCCGCCUCACAGCAGCCCUCGCCGAUGGCCGCCGUCGGCCUCACCAGUAAGAACCUUCCCCUGAAGCCUAUCAAACCAAAGCUGAGCAUCGUGGUGGAACCGAGCCUCGUCAAAGCCACGCUGGUCACCUGCAGCAAAGAGACCCGCAAGAAGGAGAAACGGAGGCUGAAGGACAAACACAACAAAGACGCGCAAACCAGGACGCCUAAUGGCGACAGCGGUGGAAUCAAAAUGGAAGACGGUGUCGGUGGCGGCGGCGGUGGUUGCGGCGGUGGUGGCGGUGGUUCCAAAAUGGGUGUGAAGGAGAUUUCUGGAAGCCUUCUGAAGGAGCACCUGAGCAAGCAGGAUGUCAUGAACGGACUCACGGAGAGCCAGGAGAGCAGGAUGGCCAGCAUCCGAGCCGAGGCCGACAAGGUCUACACCUUCACCGACAACGCCCCCAGUCCCUCCAUCGGCGGCUCGUCCCGGCUCGACUCCGCCGGCGGUUGCCUGGCGACAGACAGCAAGAACAACAGCCCCGCCUACUCCGACAUCUCAGACGCAGGGGACGACGGGGGAUCCUCCGAAUGUCGUUCCGAUGGAAUCAGAUCCAAGUCGGCGUCCUCGGUCUCCUCAGAGGUGAGCUCUAACAGUAGUCAUGGUAGCUCCGGUAAAACCCCGCCCACAGCAUCCGCCCCGCCGUCAAAAGACCCGCAAUCGCCGUACUACCACGGCUACGAGCCCUACUACCUGCAGGGGUACAUGCAGUCGGACCGGCAAACCAGCAGUGGCGUCGCUUUCCACAAAAGCUCCGGCGUCGACGGCAAAGGGAAAGACAGGAAGGAGGACGCGAAAGAGGACGAAAAAAGCUCCUCCCACGAGUACUCAGACUCAAAGAAAGGCGACGGGCCGCCUCAGUCUCAGCUCCAGCUCGCCAUGAGUCAGACCCAGACCGCCUUGGCCCAGUCGCUGUACUACGGCCAGUACUCCAGAGGACUCUACAUGGACCAGAAAAUGUUACUGGCCUCCAAGUGCUGCGAUCAGACGCACGGCGCCAAGCAGCGAGGCGAGAGGGGGCAGGGCGCGAGAGACGGCGAGGACGAUAAACACGUGGUGACAGCCGGUGGACUAGGUAAAGGUCCGGAUGGCGCCAAAGGUUGCUGUCCCAAACCCGUCCUGUCCUACGUGGAGAUGAGCGAGAGGGGGGAAAGGGGACUGGGCGUGAAGGCGGUGCACGGCGGCGGCAUCAUCGCGGACCAGCACCAGGUCUCGAUGAAAGACUGCGACGACAUCAAGUCGCCUUCCUCUUCCUCUUCUUCGUCCCUCCACAACCCGAACAGUCAGACAGAUCUGGACUCAAAUGUUUCCUAUUCCAGUCCCUCAGACGGCCCGUCCUGGGCUCACUGCCUCGCUCACAGCAAAUACUCAGAGCUGCAGCACGGCGAGGAGGCCGAGGAGGGCGAAGCAGACAGGGGCAAAGAGUGGGGAGCUACCGUGGAGCCUGCCGGGGCCAAGAUGACUUCGGGAGGAGGAGGAGAUAAAAAAGCCAGGGUCCACGAUCUGCCGCCCGCCAUCGCCAUCGCCAUCGACGUGGAGGAAUCAGACGGGCUGGACGGGCUGGACGAUCAAGGCCAGGAGCCGAUGGGAGGGCUGGCGGAGGAGUCCCAGAGCGCCCGGGCGGCGGUGUCUCCUCCCAUGACCCCCCAGCAGCCCUACAUCCAGUACCAGCACUCCUCCUACCCGCCAUACCUGGCGAUGUGUGAGAGCGGCGGGGGCUCCUACAGAGGGGUGUCCCCAACCCUGGUCCACAAUUACCCAGGUUUCCACUACCCUCUGUACGGUAAGACGGCGGGCAGGGAGGAGUCGGAGGUGACUCCGCCCGGCAGAGGAGGAGCGGUGAGCGGCAAGCAGAGCGGCGACUCGUCCUCGUCCUCGGCCAUGGAGCUGCUGCAGCAGCAGAGCCAUCAGUACCACGGGAAAUCACCCGCUCCCGGCGAGAAGGGUUCCCCCGAGGGCGAGAGGGAGACGGAGCGAGAGAGGAACCACUUGUCGUUCGCCCGACACCUCCACACACACCAUCACACACACCUGGGUAUGAGCUACAACCUGAUGUCAGGACAGUAUGACAUCUACCAAGGGUUGAGCUCCAGGUCGCUGGUCUCCAGUCAGCAGGUGUCGGGUCACUCCUCUACUGAGAACGAAGGGAAGAAGUAGGACCAUGUGAGAGACGACGUCUCACAUGAGGAACGGCAGAUUUAUCAGACAUCGAUUCCAUGGUGUUUAAUAAGCUUCGCCUCGCUGAGAGGCAGAGAACUAGAAUUAAAGAUAAAAACCCUCUUUUCAUUUGUUACUAAUGAAAACCACCUGUUUUAUAACACGUCAUCAUCGAGGAGCGGUCGGAGAGGACGGCAAGCCGGAUCGGGAGGAAACCAGAUGACUUGACUUUUCAAGCUUUCGUUGGUUUUGCAGGAUUUGGACAGAAGCAGGCGGCGCGUGUAAAACUCCCAGAGCGCCGCUGCGGCGUUCACCUUUAUAAAAAUGCACAUUUAUCGUAGUGUAUUAUGAUGAUAUGACUGAAUGUACUGAAGAGGACUUAUCCCGAUAGUGUUGAUUUUUAAAACCUCCUACUGGGAAACAGCAUUAGGAAGCUAAAAAGUCUAUUAUUCUCCUUAUUAUUCUGAUUAUUGAAGUGGUCCUCCUCCCUCCAUAGUGCUGACACGCUACAUUUGUAUUACUAACCUGUACUUGAGCGUAACCAUGUUGAUUGUAUUGUCUUUAUGUGAGAGUAAACCUUCACAUCGACCUGCCCGGUACCAUGUAGGAACCCAGUGGUGUAUAUAUUCUGUACAGAUUCAUGGCGGAGCACUAACAUGCUUUAUCCUACUCUAUGUUGAUCUCCAUCAGCCGUGCACGGGGAGCAGCGGGCGGAGCGGGGAAAACCAGCAGGAACCAGAACCGCUAUUUCUUUAUUAGCCGAGUUCAUGUUCCACUAAUUAAUGUUACACACGUAUCCCAUCAGACCUGAUGAUCAGUGUGUCCUUUACUGGAUGUUAACCCCAGUUUGUGCCUCGUAGAUUCUUUCAGUUCGCUGUUGACUCAUAUGACCACAUCUGACACUGCGAUGGUUAGAAAGAAGGUUUGCGUCGGGUUAGCGUUGUGAAACUGCCGCGUUUGUAAUGGUUUGUGUCCGCGGGGUUUGUUUUUAGACGCGAAGGGUCGCGUCGUUUCCCAGCAUUAAACGCUUGAUGGGCUGCCACUUGGCACCUGAUUGGACGAAUGCUUUCCCUCGUGGGCUGUGUGCUCCCAACUUUUAAACCAGAAACAACAUGUCGGGCCGCUUCGAGACUUUUUUUCUCGUGUAUUACAAAAAUAGUUCACCGAAAUGUGUUUCUGAAAACAUCGGAGGCGAGAAAUAAGUCAUGCGUGCGCUGAAUUUGCCUUCAUUUUAGAUCGACGGCGGUUAGUUUGAAAGUUUCUUGGGAGUUUCCAGAGACGGCGAGUCGUGCUAGAUGCCAAUCAGACCAGGCUGGGUUAAGGUUUGGUUAGGUUUAGGCACAAAAAGUAUUUGAUUAGUGUUAGGAAAUAUCAAAAGUUGGGUGUAAAUGAACUGCUUGGUUAAUGUUAGAGUUUUGUUUUCAUUUGGCAAAACAAUCUCACCAUGAGGUCCACUUAGGAGCUGAUCUGGAGCUUUUAAUUCUACCACGUCAUGCCAUGAAACUGAAGAACAAGGUCCAUUCAGAGAAUCAACUUUGAUGCAAACAAGUACAAGAAGUCCUUAAAGUGCUCAGAAGGAUGGGGGAAUCUGAAUAUCUACGGUUCCAUGCAAACUGGACAAACUCCACCUGCUGAGGAAGAUGAUGUGAAACCAUUGAAAGCUCCAGAUCAGCUACUAAAUGGACGUCAUGGUGAGAUUGUUUUGCUCUAGUCGAGAGGAAGGAAACUGCAGCCUCUUUAUGAUCCAUCCAUCCAACCAGAUAUAGUGACGUUUUGAGACUCCUAUUAUUUGUCUUGAAGAUAAUCAACAAUCAUCAGCAGAGAUUUGUGAUGUAACGAUGAGCUGCAGCUUCAAUCAGAGGUACAACCUGGGGUUAGGUGAAUGAAUGAUGACGGAUGCCAGUGAGUGCAUGCUAGUUUAUUUAAACAUGAAAGAGUGAAACAGUUCUACUUUUAGUCGCAGCACCUCUGCAGGACAAUUCCAGUGUUAACAUCUUUAUUCUUCCCUCUACAGUCACAACACGGUACUCAAAGCUCAAUGGGAUUCAGUGCGUUUGCUCAGGUACGAUAGUGAGUAUAU
Messenger RNA from Sebastes umbrosus (honeycomb rockfish), 7065 nucleotides. RefSeq names its product zinc finger protein 608 (gene znf608). Gene Ontology annotation, cellular component: nucleus. The record is from RefSeq and is a predicted model, not a curated record. Gene Ontology annotation, biological process: regulation of transcription by RNA polymerase II. Lineage: Eukaryota; Metazoa; Chordata; Actinopteri; Perciformes; Sebastidae.